Sphaeramia orbicularis (orbiculate cardinalfish) is the source of this 1366-nucleotide messenger RNA. It is a transcript of the gene paqr4b, whose product is annotated as progestin and adipoQ receptor family member IVb. The record is from RefSeq and is a predicted model, not a curated record. The transcript is spliced from 3 exons. NCBI's taxonomy places the organism in Eukaryota, Metazoa, Chordata, Actinopteri, Kurtiformes, Apogonidae. Gene Ontology annotation, cellular component: membrane. Bases 167 to 985 code for a protein of 272 amino acids. Gene Ontology annotation, molecular function: signaling receptor activity.
UUUGAAUUACACCUGUCCCAUGAUGGGUUUCAAAGACCACAAUUUCCAGCUUCAGCAGUCAUGGUCAUGACCACUCCUCAGAACCCAACGUGUGGCCUUUUUUAGGAUAUGACUGGUAAGGAACUUUAUCAACUAAAUGUAAGAGCAGUGGCUGCAGGAAGUCGUUAUGGUGCUUUACAAAGGACCACGGCUGUUGGAAUUUGCAAAGACUCCUUCACACCUUCAGUUCAACAAAUAUGUCCUGACGGGUUAUCGACCUGUGCAAACUGCUGAAGAAUGCCUCAGGAGCCUCUUCUACAUGCACAAUGAGCUGGGCAACAUUUACACCCAUGGUAUCCCUUUCUUCCUAUUCUUGGUGCUACUUCCUUUCAACAUCCCAUGGAUGGAGGUGGAGAGUGUGUGGAUCUGCGUGGCCCACUACCUGGCUUGCAUCUCUCCCACUGUGGGCUCAGUGGUCUACCAUGUGUUCAUGAACCAUGUGGGAGGAGAACAAGUGUACGACACCCUGCUCUCCCUGGACAUGUUUGGGGUCUGCUUAGUUAACACUCUGGGGGCACUUCCCAUCAUCCACAUAACUCUUCUCUGCUACCCAAACAUGCAACAGGCUGCCCUACUGGCCUACAUCCUCCUGUCAGUCUAUGGCAUCUACUGCGCCACCACGGCCCGCACAAACGUCCUGCGCCUGCAGGCUUUUGUCUGGCAGGCCCUGUUCCGCUUCUGCCUCUUCUUGUUCCGAGUGUACGGCAGUGGGGUGGGCAGCCCAAAGUCCCUGCGCCUCUUUGUUACCAUGGACACUCUGGCUGUCAUGGGUGGGGUGGUCAACAUCAUCCAGAUCCCAGAACGUUUCAGCCCCGGUCUGUUUGACAACUGGGGAAACAGCCACCAGAUCAUGCACGUUAUGGUUAUUUGCUCAAUUAUCUACUAUCACUGGGGCACAUUGGAGGAUUUAGCUUGGAUUAAAACCUACCAGUGUCCUGCUGAUUAAAGCAAAGUGCAUCAUGUAUAAGGCUGCAUUGGUAGAUAUGAUUCAAUAAGACAUGAGUAUCUCUAUGUACUGUGAGUCUAAAAUAUAUAUCAAUACAAGAAAAUGACGUAAGUGCUAGCUGCUGACAAUGAUUGUAUUCACUGUGAUCAGUUCUUCAUAAGAGAAGUUUAUACUGUGACAUUCUGGGAAGGAAGAAAAAAGGGGAAGUUACAGUGUUAUAACUGUGGAAUUUAACCACACCAGUGAAAAGAAUUCCUGAGAAUACUUGAGCUUUAGUUUACUGAAAUGCAGUAGUUUUGGGUCAUAAAAAUACCCAUAACCAAAAGUUAUUUUUAAAUGUAAACUGUAAUUAAUAUAUGUAAUAAAUUAUAUAUUUUUAUA